This is a messenger RNA of Diplodia corticola, 810 nucleotides long. Its product is annotated as acyl-n-acyltransferase. NCBI's taxonomy places the organism in Eukaryota, Fungi, Ascomycota, Dothideomycetes, Botryosphaeriales, Botryosphaeriaceae. Gene Ontology annotation, molecular function: acyltransferase activity, transferring groups other than amino-acyl groups. The transcript has a single exon. The record is from RefSeq and is a predicted model, not a curated record. The coding region runs from base 1 to 810 and encodes 269 amino acids.
AUGUCGCAAUUCAUAUCCUUUCUGUCGCCAACCGCGUCGCUGGCCACCUCGUACGACAAGACCAAGCCGGCCGACGACCAGCCUGCCCGCGACAUCCCCACAACUUUCACGGAUGCCAUGACCGUUCGCGAGCGCGUCUUCGUCGAGGAACAAGGCGUGCCUCUGGAGAACGAGUUCGAUGAUGACGAUCCUCGCUGCUUCCACUGGGUCGUGUACGCAUCGGUCGGAACGUCGAGCUGCGGCAGCAACGGCGGUUCGCCACUCUCCAGCGGCACGCCCGACAACUCCGAAUCCCCACCCCCGCAGGAUGAACGUCGCCAAAGCGACCCCACAGCCAACCGCGUCGCUGUCGGCACCAUUCGCCUCGUCCCACCGCCGCACCCGCCGCACCCCGCACCCUCGGACACACACAAGCUAGAUAAUUCCCUACGUGCUCCGCCCACCGGGUCACAGGCUAAAGGCAUCCCCGGCUCUGAGCCGUACAUCAAGUUGGGUCGUCUUGCCGUUCUGCCAGCAUACCGCAAACUGGGACUGGCUUCCCUGUUGACGCGCACCGCCUUGGAUUGGGCUGCGCAGAACAGUUACCAGAUUCUAAGCCCGCCACGUCCCGAGGAGGUGGAGCUGGCAAGAGUUGAGGGCCGCGACGAUGAUAUCGACUCCUGGAGUGGUCUCACGCUGGUCCACGCACAGAUCCAGCUUGAGAAAUACUACAAUAGAUUCGGCUUCGUCAAGGACGAGGAUAUGGGGGAGUUCGACGAGGAAGGCAUAGUGCACAUUGGCAUGUGGCUUACCCUGAAGCUACGGGAGUAA